UAAACGACGCCAAAGUUGAGACACCUUUCGAACAUCACGUUCGUCUUACGUAAGUCGGCCGAUACGUUUCGUACUUUGCUGGGAAGCACAACUCUUUCUACCAAAGAACGCUACAGAACGAUGUCGAAACCGACCACAGACAGAACCGCACAACAGAUCUCGCCCUCGACAGAACAAGCCAUGAGCAAUACACGCCGCGACUGGAGCCCAGGCUCCGUGAGCGACGGCGUCUGGGCGCAGGCAGUGCACGCAGUCGUCGAGCGCCGCCUCUCAAUGCGCCAGGCCUCGCAGACCUUCGGGCUGCAGCAGGUGGCGCUGCAGCGCCUCGUGCGUCAACACACUCUGCAGCGCCAUGGAGCUAGAGGUACGCCCCCAAUGCAGUCGUUACCUGGAUCAACCACCAGCCCAACCAGCGACGACAGACGCUUCGCAGUCGCAGUUAGCAGCAGCGCGUCAGCUAAUGAACGCUACGUGUUCCCGCGCCUAAACCCGCUUGCGCUCGGCCAACGUAGCCCCACUGGCGCGCCGUUGCCUAGCGUGGCGCCGGUGCCUACAGUGAUGAGCCCUCCGCCAGUCUGUGAGCUCACGCCAGAGAUCAACAACGAGAUCGUUUCCGUGCUCCGAGAACAGUUUAUACAGCAGCAGCAGUACGAUGACUACGAGACUAGCGACGGACGCUUGCAUCGACUCGAGGGCUACGCGGACGCCGACAUCGCCGAGGUGGCUCGCGCGAUCGUGGGCCUGAAUGGCCGUCGUGCGCUACCGACAAACUUCCCGUCUGUCGGCUGGCUCACCUUGUUCAAGCGUGAGAACGACUUCGUCGACAUGGACGACAUCAUCCGCGGCAGGAGCAGAACCCGAACUGGCAGUAGCAACAGCCUCAAGGGUAUCCUAACGCCACAGCAGCUGCAACAGGAACGCUAUAGCCGAAGCUACGAGAUCGAACAGCAGUACGAACUCGAGCGCCGCGGAGACCAACUGCGGUGGGCCCAGAACCGCAGCUAUCGUCAACCGGCCGCUCCACCUCCAACACAACUCAGUCCCGAACAGCCCCGCAGCUCGUACUCCUGGGAAGAUGUCGACGUGGUGGAUGGAGCUGGCAGCUCGAUGCCGCAGCAGCGUCUCCGCUUCUACCAGCCGCCGCGUCAAUCAAGAGAAGACAGCAAAUAUCGAGGAAGUCUAAGCCCCGGAAGCAGCACCGGUCGCUCUGUCCACUCCGAUAGCAACUCCAGCGACCGCAACUACCGUCAGAGCAACUUGGUGCCAGCCAAAGUGUGGGAGGCGGCUAUGGAAGAUGUAGCCAUCCACGGCAUGAGUCUGCGUAACGCCGCCAAAGCCCACGGCGUGCACUUUGCUGCACUUCACCGUCGUCUGAAGAAACGCCAGCAGCACAAACUGAACACGCCCUGUGACCCCAACUACAUCCCGUUCGAAGACGAGGCUGGCGUUGUCCGUGUGAUCCACGCGCGUGCUGAUAUGGGUGUCUUGCUGACGUUCACUGAGCUGGUUGAGCUGCUCAAGCGCACGGCGCUCAAGCACCGUUCAGAGCUGCCUGAAGACAUCGCGACGGCGCUCGUGCGUAGAUUCCAGUCUCGCGUCGAACAGUCCGUCCGCCACCUCAUUAUCGACUGGCCAGCCCAGCCAAAUAACGUGUUGUAUCGGCUGCGUGACACUAGCAACAGUGAAGACGGCGACGACGGCAUGGAUUCCGGAGUCGCAGCUCCUAACGCUGACAAGAGCGCGCCUUCGAUCAUAAGUGGAAGCAGUGGCGAAGGUGGGUCACAGUCCUCGUCCGGUUCGUCUUCGCCUCACGAACAAUCGGUUGCAUCGUUUUCGAUGAUGCACAAGGCUCCAGUUGACGCUGCACUGGCGCAGGACAACAGCAAGAACAACAACAGCGACCCCAGUGAAGACAGUAGCAACACCACCAGCACCGAUAGUGGUGGAGACACUUCUUCUGCUACCGUGUCACCCGGCGACAACGAGAUGGCUUCGAGCGUGUCACCCGGCGACAAUGAGACGGCUUCGAGUCAGCCCUGCAUGAUUUUUCGUCUGUGAGCGCGAUCCUCCGACCAAGCUCCUUAUUUGUAUCUAUGAACUGGCCAACGUCUGCCUAACUGCGCUCGUUGUGCGCGCUGUACCGUGCCAUUUUAUCCCCAUCGCGCGCAACGAGUUGAAGCAGACUACUAAUGAUAUCCCCUGAAAUGUCCGGCGCGGGUCGUACUGCCGCGCUGGAUGCGUACAAUAUGAACUAAGAUAGAGACGUAUAGUGAAAUUAAUGUCGUACGUUGUAGAUUGGACUCAUUCUUCACCAAACACCAUGUACGUUGCUGUGCUGUCACCGCCAGCAGCCGUCAAAAUUAUCAGCUAGAAUCGUUUUGGUGAGGUUCCGUCGUCAAUUGUCGUUAAGUACCAUCGCUCGCAGCUCCGUGGUCGGCAGUGGCCACUCCAGCUGCGCUACGUCCUGAUCUCGCAGCACAGCGUGCGUGUAGGUUCCAAGGGGCGUAGCGAGAGAUGCGGGCUGAAUCGCUCGAGCUCGCCGCCAUCCACAAGCGCAGCAUUCGAGAUCGCGCUUCCUCGCGAUCCAUCACAGGACACGCCAAUGGCAAAAGGAUAACCCAAUCUGAUUGGAUACAAUUAACUCUAUACCUUACGUCUUCAUCCCAGCUCAUGCCUCUUGGCAUGCAAGCACAUGUCGAUGAGGUCAAGGUCUUGCUG
Phytophthora nicotianae INRA-310 is the source of this 2718-nucleotide messenger RNA. RefSeq lists its product as hypothetical. The transcript has 2 exons. The record is from RefSeq and is a predicted model, not a curated record. NCBI's taxonomy places the organism in Eukaryota, Oomycota, Peronosporomycetes, Peronosporales, Peronosporaceae. The coding region runs from base 121 to 2058 and encodes 645 amino acids.